Messenger RNA from Poecilia latipinna (sailfin molly), 842 nucleotides. RefSeq lists its product as uncharacterized. Lineage: Eukaryota; Metazoa; Chordata; Actinopteri; Cyprinodontiformes; Poeciliidae. The transcript is spliced from 3 exons. Bases 213 to 749 code for a protein of 178 amino acids. The record is from RefSeq and is a predicted model, not a curated record. Gene Ontology annotation, molecular function: protein-disulfide reductase activity.
ACUCAAGAAGAAGAGGAGCUCCGCUGUUAUGUGUUCGUUCUUGAUCUGUGAAACAUAAACACGGUCUUUUUUUUCUCUUCGUGUUUUUUUCUUCCAUUCGCAGACGCCAACUUCGCCAAAGUUAAGGAACUUUCUAAUAGCAUCAGCCACAUUCGGCUGCAUUAUUAAAUUGAUCGUUUCAACAGUGUCUUAUUCGAGCGGUUUUGUUAGUUAUGUUUUGUAAAGUUAGAGUGGGUUUGUCCACGGCGGCUUCAGUCAGGUUCCCCAGCUGUACAAAUCCGACAGUGAAACUGGUGAUGCCAGGGUUCUGCAGUCACCAGCCGAGGAACCUCAGCUCCGAAUCUGCAGGUGUCAGGGUAUUGUAUGAUGGGUUGUGUCCCAUCUGCAUGACAGAGAUCCGCUUCCUCCAGUUCCUGCAAAGAAACCAACCGGGGAAAGUUCAUUUUAUUGACAUCUCUAAGCCAGGCUACAACGGGGCAAAAUACAAUGAUGUCACCUAUGAGAUGGCCAUGGAGGAGAUGACUGUAAUCGAUGAGAAAGACGAGGUCCAUCGCGGCGUUCCAGCGUUUGCAGUGAUGUAUGGCGCCGUUGGGCUCGGCUGGCUGGGCCGCUUUAUGAUGUGGUCACCGGUGAGGCCGUUUAUGGAUAAAUCAUACGCCAUCUUUGCAAGGAAUCGACUUAAGUGGACUGGACGGGCAGAGGAUUGCACCACAGGACGCUGUGAAAAGAAAUCAGUUGACUCUUCCUGACUUCAUUAAUAAAAUUAGCUACUGUAUUGAUAUGAAUGUGUUGCAUAUUGUGCUGCUGGAAAAUCUAAUUAAAAUGCUGGAAUGUAGGUGUGG